GAUUAAUCGACUAGGAGGGGGGAAGUAGUCAUCUGGGACUCGACUGAGGCGCUUGGGCUGCGGUCCCGGAGAUUUUUUUGCUCGUUAUGUCGGGAAUGCCGCGCGGGGCAGCUCAGAAUGAGGGAGGGAAGAGGGAAGGGGGAGAGGAGGGGCCUGGAGCUGCUGCCGCCGCCUCGCCUUGUAUUACAGGUCAUGUAUACAGAGUUGUUCAAACUACUGGGCUGGAUGGAAAAAACCUUCUGAAAUUGCUUCCAGUUUCUAAACAUAUAGGCAAUUUUGUGUCCUUGGUUCAAUCACCAGUCAUAUCUGAUAACGCUAAAGGGAAAAUCUCAGUGUCUGGUCAUGGUAAUCUUAAGAAUCUCUUUAUAAAUACAACUACAUCUUCAUUUGUUAAAAGCAAUGAACUUCAGACAGCUAUUCCUGGAAAAUUAAUUUUACCAAAGCCAUCAGGUCAAAUGGAAAAUGUGAAAGUUGUAAAAGAGAACCCAACUACACCAGCUUCUAGCAUUCAGAGUAAUUAUCAUUCAGCUGGUAAUUCCUUGCAAAAGGAUGUUGUCUCAGUUUGCUCAGACAAGAGAAAUGCAGAGCACAUACUUGUGAAUAAAAAAAAUAACCCAGUUACUGUGACAUCUCCAGUACUGCCCUCUGGACAUCACCUCCAAAUACCAGCUCAUGCAGAAGUUAAAACUAUUCCAGCUUUUUUGCCUCCAGCAAUUCAACAGAAGAUACUGGCAGCGGCAGCAUCAAAUGCUUCUGGGACAUGUGAAGUUACAAAUGCACCAACUGUUAUUUAUGUGUCGCCCGUAAAUACAGUGAAAACAGCUGCUAAACCAUUGCAAAAUAUAUGUCCAAAACCUGUCACAGAAGUAUCAAAACCGUUAGUACUGACAGUAGCACAAACGGCAGCCAAUAGUUCUGCCCUGUCAACAUCUGACAGCCCCAAAAACCAGUCAGCUCCUAUGAAAUGGGUUGUCCAAGAAAGCCCACAGUCAUCAGCAUCUUGCCUUGUUUCUGUAAAGUCAUCAAAUACAGUGGCAUCAAAGAUCUUAAAAACUUUGGCUGAUACGAAGAAUGAAAAAGAUCCUGACAGUUUUCUGCCUACUUAUUCUAACAGCCUAAAUGAAAGCCAAGCAAAAAUGUCUUCUGUCAAAGAUAAUGCCCUGGUGAUGUACGAUGGGAAGGUGCAUUUACUGACUAAAAAAGAGACAAGCAUUACAUCAGCAAACAAAUGCAGCAAACAAGCAUCACUCAGUGCUGAAAACUUCAGAAAACAUACAUUACAAUUAUUUAAUUCAGCUGCAGAUAGUACAAUAACCAAUCAAGUUGUCAAUCUAGUAUUAUCAAAAAGCAAAGGGAUUGCAUCUUAUGCAAAUGAUCCCAAAUCCAGUGAGAAUAUGAGACCUUACCCACAGUCUGAACUAAAGAGUUUCAAAGCUACAUCCUCAUCUUUUAUAUUACCCCAUGGGAAUCCACAAAUAAGCAGUACCAGCAAACAUGAGUCUGUCUCUGAAUUGGAAAACAUUGCAGUUGGAAUGGAGAUUGCUCAAAAAUCAGUCACAAAAGAAAGCACAAACUAUAACGUCUUACAGAAAAUUAUUUCUCCAACAGUAGCUGUUGCUGCUUCACAGCCUUUUACAAUGCGUGAUGCUUCUAAAGAAGAAGAGCAAAAGAUUGAGAAGAUGAUCUUGGGAAUAGCUGUUCAGGUCAAGCAUAGAAAAGAGCAACGCAGAAAACAGUACCUUGAGUUGAGAAAGAAAUUUGGUCUGUAUAAAGAAGAGAGAGUAUAUCUGAAGAGGGUUCCUUUGUCAGUUGAUCUUACAAGAUCAGAAGCAAUUGCGCCUUCCAGCAAUGUACAAAUGAGUGACUCUUGCAAAUUGCCACAAGCAGUACCAAUUAAACCUGGACCUGAAGAAGAGGAAAGGAUAAUUGAGGAACAGGAAGAAGAGUUGAAUAUAAAGAGGAAGGGAAAAACACUACCAAUACUAGAAAAUGCAAAGAGGCAAAACACAGGAGUCAGAUCUAUGUUGAAUGCAAAUUUGGAAUGCAGCAACUUUUAUUCAGUAAUGGAUGACCCAACUAGCCCUUGCAAGCAAGUUGAUUCACAGCAAGAAAAUCCUGUAAGCUUUUUGCAGUUUUCACAAAUGGCAGACUCUGACUCAAAUCAUUGUGUUGAAAGUAAUGAAGUGAAGAAAAUUUCAAGUCCUACUUUACAGGGCUGUGGAAAUGAAGCCCCUUCAAGUGAAGGUCCUUUCAGAGAACACAUAUUUUCAUUUAACCCCCCGGAUUUGGAGGAGACAAUACGAGAUGAAAAAAUAACAAGGCUUAAACGCCUGCUGAGGGAACGAGAGGCAGCACUAGAGAAGAUUCGUAAAAAAAUGCAGCAGAUGUGACAAGCCUCGUCCUUACUCAGUCCAAGAUUUGCCUUUGGUUCUUUGACUUCCUAAAAAAUCGCUUCCUAGCUUUAUACAUAAGUCAUCAUACAAAUCAACUAGUGUUUUUAUGUUCACAUGAUAUUAAGGGAUGCAAGAGAAAUAGAUUAACCUAAUGCCAUGGAGAAUGCAAGUCUACCAGAACAUAGCUUGCCGAAAAUGUGAUUUGGUUAGUUCAAUAUAUUAUCUCAUUUUUACAGUAAAUGCAGUUUAUAUUUUUGUUGGUAAUUGAGCCUGUUUAUUAGAAGGAAAUGUAAAUGAUGUUUUUCAAUUGUAUACAUUUUCAAAGCAUAUGCCUACUUUAUACAGAAUGGAAGAGCCUAGUGAAAGUUUGGUUUAGAAAAAUUGUUAGUAUUUAACUUAUUCAAAUACGGUACUUGUUUUUUAAAAAUGGAAUAAAUCGUCAGUAAAAUGGGGUAAUAGUAGAGAAUUCCUCAAGGUUAUUUAGUGAUAAAAGUUUGAUUGUAUUUCCUUAAAUGUACUAGUUAGAAAUUUAAAUUUUGUAACUUCAUCAGCAUCAGUUUUUAAUUCAAACAAGUGAGAUCUGCAAAAAAUGUUAUAGAGUGCUCUUGUUCAGGAUGCUUCCCAGCCAACCCUGACCUUUCCAGGAUACUGCAUUCCAUUACUCUGUGGAUACUGCAUUCCAUUACUCUGUGAAGCUACUGUCCUAUUUAAAGUGUGUGUGUGUGUGAUACUGAAAAUUCAUAAAGGCACAGAGUAUGUACAUUCCUGCCACAAAAUAUUUCAGCAUUGUUCCUGAUUUUUUUUACACUCCAAAAUUUAAUUGCGCUUAAACCAUUGGCCACAAUGUCACACAGAAUAGCUUCCCUCAGGUUGUUAAUAUUGGUAAUCCAUUAAUAAUCAGCUACCUUGACUUGUAAAUAAAUGCAACUGAUUUUAAUUGUUUUGGUUGUCCAAAAAUGCAUACAAACAAAUUAAUGUACCGUAACAACCUUUUUCCCCACUUGCCUAGUAUUCAGGUCCUGAUGCUGCUUCAGCUUAUACUAUGCAAAGGGAGGCAACCCCUUCAGCUGUGCAUUCAGUCGGUUUGAGUUCUGUUGACAUUGGUGGUACCAUAAUCUUACUAUUUAUGAAAACACCAUUUUUAGCUUCUGUCUUUCUUGGUUGGUACCUACUUAGAUUUUCCAAAUGUAGAAUAUAGAAACUGGUUCUUCAACAAGGCAUAGGUUUCUGAUUAAAACAUCCACUAAAGUUUAGAACAGGCAUAUCUCAAAUUAUUGUUCACUCCUACAAAGAGUCUAAAUACUGCCUGAAUUAUGACAGGCUGAAGGGGGAGUAAUAAAAAAAAGUCAUCAGUAGUUUUGGAAGGAAAGUGCCAUGUGUUAUUUAGCAAAGGUGGAAAAAAAGAUUCCAGAGAAUAAAUCUAUUUACUCCUUAACAGAGUCAUAUGGGAAGUGUCUAAUCAAAAAUUUGCACUGGAGAGAGAACCUAUCAAUGUGCUGAACAUGUGAAAAGCUCCUGUCAGUUACUCCACAAUUCCUAUGUAAGAUUUUUUUUAAAAAGUAGUUGGUAUCCUUCAGUUUGACUUUGCUUUUUCUGGAUGAAACAGAAGUGGCCCCAUUUCUUUCUCCAUAAAUGGGCAAUUCAACAGUAGUUAGUCUUGUCACGGCACUUGCUAACACAAGCCCUUGUAUAAACAAAUAAAUUGUGUUGUGUGGGGGCACUGUAACACAAUUUUGGAUAGUUCUGCUUGGAGACAGUCCAAAAUGACUUGAUGUUCACAUUUUUAUAGAAACAAAUGUGUAAAGAAUUAAUGUGGAAUUGAUGUAAUUGAUUAUUUUUUGCUUUUUGGAAGAAUAUGACAUCUUAUAUUUUCUUAAAACUCUGUUUGCAUCACUGGCCUUAAAGUAAUUAUCCUAUCUCACCACAUGGUAAUGAAGGGAUUCUUUUGCUUUUAUGACAUUUGGUUUAGAAUUAUUAUAAACAGAUAGAUGUAGAGAGAGAGGAUGUAAGAUGUUUGUAUUUUUCUGAAUCAAUUUUUGAGAGAUUUCUUGUUCAAGAUUAUUUUAUUUAAGUCCAUUGCAAAACAGUUAUUUCAAAGGUGCAUCCUACAGUCACAAGGACCCUUGCAUAGAGAUGUGAAGGCCUGGAAAAAACGUGGAAAAAUUCAGAAAAAGCCUUUUUUUCUGAAAAAUUGGAAAAAAUGGAUUGUGGAUUGUUUUAUUUUAUCACGAUGAAUAAAAUGUUCCACUGGCUCUUGCCCACC
This is a messenger RNA of Rhineura floridana, 4656 nucleotides long. It is a transcript of the gene LRIF1, whose product is annotated as ligand dependent nuclear receptor interacting factor 1. The record is from RefSeq and is a predicted model, not a curated record. Gene Ontology annotation, biological process: regulation of DNA-templated transcription. Gene Ontology annotation, molecular function: nuclear retinoic acid receptor binding. The transcript has 4 exons. The coding region runs from base 87 to 2390 and encodes 767 amino acids. NCBI's taxonomy places the organism in Eukaryota, Metazoa, Chordata, Lepidosauria, Squamata, Rhineuridae.